Molecule: messenger RNA, 507 nt
Organism: Aspergillus steynii IBT 23096
Lineage: Eukaryota; Fungi; Ascomycota; Eurotiomycetes; Eurotiales; Aspergillaceae
Exons: 2
Coding region: 1-507 (168 amino acids)
Source: RefSeq, a predicted model, not a curated record
AUGGCCCCUAAAUUGCCUCCCCAAACGGUUCAAACCGAUGCAUCACCAGUCGUGCACGUUCGACUCGUGGUGCACACCCUCGGUCCAGCUAGUCCCAAUACUAGCGAUAACCACUGGUCAAUAUACCUGAUUCAUCCCAAUGGCGUAUCAUCGACUCGCAUCAACAUGAGAGCCGAGUUUGACGACCCGCACGAAAUUCUCGAGUGGACGAAACACGACUAUAUUCACACCACAUCCGCCAUCGCGUGUUGGGACAUCCCGGUCUCGGCGGGAAUUACGGUCGCAUCUAUCGCACGUCUUGUCUAUGGUCUUGGCCGUGAUCGAUACACAAUGUCUGGUGGAGGCUCGGGCUGUCGGUGGUGGGUGUACACAAUUGUACACGACCUGGCGCGAGAACGCUACGUCAACCAGGACGCUCCCAGUCAGAUUUGGCCCCAUCUAUUAUAUCUGUAUCAUACGCAGAAGGAGCGAAGACAGUUACAUAUGAUCCAAGGGGAGUUCUAUUAG